AUGGGAACCCGGGCGUUUUCCCAUGACAGUAUUUUUAUCCCUGAUGGGGGAGCAGAAAGUGAGCAGACAGUUCACGCAAUGUCACAGGACAACAUCCUGGGCAAAGUCAAAACUCUUCAGCAACAGUUGGGCAAGAAUAUCAAGUUUGGGCACCGGCCACUCAAUGCCAUUCCCAUGAAGAAGGCAGACAGUGGAGAGGCCAACUUGGAAGAGGAUCUGUUCCUGACCAGUCCCUGGGAAAUUGUGACUCAGCAGGACAUCGUCCUCUCAGAUACUGAGAACAAAUCCAGUGACACCACGCCAAGUUCUCUCAAUCCACUGAAUCCACCUGGAGCUGGAAGUGCAAUGGAAGAGAAGGUUGCUCCAGUUAAACCAUCUCGGCCAAAAAGGCACUUCUCUUCUGCUGGCACCAUCGAAAGUGUCAACCUAGAUGCUAUCCCCCUGGCCAUUGCCCGCCUGGACAACAGUGCUGCCAAGCACAAACUGUCAGUCAAGCCAAAAAACCAGAGGGUGUCAAAGAAGCACAGGUGGCUUGCCCAGGAUCGACAACAUGAGCAAGGCAGCCUUGAGAGUCAGCCCUCUGUGGACCAGAAUGGACACCCAGGAGAGGACAAGCAAGUAUGGCUGGAAAAGGAACCUGAGCCACUGGGUUCUGAGGAAGAGAAAAGACACCAAGAAGAAUAUUGGCGAGAACUAGAGGCCAAGUGCAAACAGCAAAAGGCGGAAGCGGCCGAGAAGAGACGCCUAGAGGAGCAGAGGCUGCAGGCGCUGGAGAGGAGGCUCUGGGAAGAGAACAGAAGGCAGGAGCUCCUGGAGGAAGGCGAGGAAGAGGAGAGUGAGCAGAUGGAGCUGCAGCUAGAGGCAGAGAAGUUGCAGCGAGAAGAGCAACAGCGGGGCCUGGAAGAGCAAGGGUGGCAGGACCAAGAACGGAGGGAGUGGGAGGAAAGAAAGCACCUGGAGGCCAAAGAGCAGCGAGAGAACCUGGAGGCACAGAGGCGGCUACUGGAGGAAGAGGAGGCCAGGAGGCUGGAGGAGGCCAGGAGGCUGGAGGAGGAGGCCAGGAGGCUGGAGGAGGCCAUGAGGCUGGAGGAAGAGGCCAUGAGGCUGGAGGAAGAGGAGGCCAGGAAGCAGGAGGAGGAAGCCAGGAGGCUGGAGAAGGAGGAAGGAAAGUGGGUGGAGGAGCUCAGAAGGCAGGAGGAAAUGGAGGUGCAGAGGCGGCAGGGGACGGAGGAGCUUGGGGAAGCACCACAGAGACCAGAAGAAGAGAAACAGCUGGAGCUAGAGGAUAAAAGGGGCCUGCAGAGUCCACUUCAGAAUGACUUUGAAGAGAAGCCAGAAGAACAAGAAAGCCUGAAACCCAAAAGACAAAGGAAACACUCCGAGGAACCAAGUACCUGUGAGGAGUGGAGCCAGGAGGCUGAGCCCGCAGGAGAGCAGCAAGGGAAAGGUGUGGGUCUUCACGGGGGUGAUGGUGGUGUCCUAGAGGAAAAGAGAGGAGACAGAGGCACUAAACUAGAAGCUCCCCUGCAACAGGAGAGGCAGAUGGGAGAAACGCUGCCUCCAGUGGAGAAGAAAGAAGCUGCGGUUCCAGAAAAAGACCGAAAGCUGGAGGAACUCAGGUGGCAGGAAGUAGAUGAGAGGCAGACCAUGCCCAGGCCCUACACGUUCCAGGUAUCCUCAGGAGGGAAACAGAUUCUCUUCCCCAAGGUCAAUCUGAGCCCCAUGACACCCAUGAAAGACGCAGGACUUGCCUCUGCCCCCCAGGAGCCAAAGGCCCCCAAAGCCAGCCUGGCCUCGCACGCCCCACCCUCAUCCCUGAGCAUUCCCCACACGGCCAUCCUGGUCACAGGAGCACAGCUCUGUGGCCCAGCCGUCAACCUGAACCAGAUCAAGGACACGGCCUGCAAGUCUCUCCUGGGCUUGUUAGAAGAAAAGAAGCCCGUGGAUGUCCCCGCUGUGGAGAACCCACCCCGAGCCCCUGGGGACUCCCGGGCAGGUGGUGGGAAGGUCAGGCCUCCCCAGGAGCCUCUGAGCAGUGCAGCCGCACUGGCCGAAUGGGCCUCCAUCCGAUCCAGAAUCCUGAAGAACGCAGAGGGUGACCCACGCAGUGAGAGAGACCAGGGGCCCGGUGAUGAGCCCACCCCCAGGGGCCGAUGUGAUUCCCGCGGGAACCUCCGGAAGACCUCUCCAGUAAAUGCGAAGUUCUCUAUCAUGCCCGCCUGGCAGAAGUUCUCUGAUGGUGGCACGGAGACCUCCAAGCAGAAUUUGGAGGCUGAAAGCAUUAGAAAAAGACCCGUGCCGGGACCCAGCGAAGAGACAGCACCCCAGCCCCCACCUGCAGGUACUCACGAGCACCAGAAGGGUCCGGAGAAGCCGGAGGUGCAGCCGGAGCCAGCAGACACCACAGAGGGAUGCAAAUUUGCCAAAGACCUCCCAUCUUUCCUAGUUCCCAGCCUUCCUUACCCUCCGCAGAAAGCAGUGGCCCAUACAGAGUCCACGACCUCUUUGGACAGUGAGACCACAGGUGGUAUAGCAAAGCCAGACGCCACAAUGCCAGGCGGGGAGGAGAAGACCUCACCUUUUGGGAUAAAAUUGAGAAGGACCAACUACUCCUUGCGUUUCCACUGUGACCAACAGACAGAACAGAAGAAGAAGAAGAGGCACAGCAGCACAGGAGACAGUGCUGAGGGGGCGCCGCCCGCAGGGGGGAAGGAGACAGGGGUUGUGGCCCUCAAGCAUGGCCCAUUCCUCCCCCAAGAGAGGAAGCAAGCCCCAUCCACCCGGAGGGACUCUGCUGAAAGCCCUUCCAGCGGCCACUCUCCUCCUGUUGUCCAUCCCGGGUCCCCACCGGCCAGCAGCCAGACCCCAGCUCCAGAGCACGACAAGGCAGCAAACAAAAUGCCAUUGGUGCAGAAGCCAGCACUGGCUCCCAAGCCUGCUGGUCACACCCCACCGUCGUCCCCACUCUCCAAGCUGAGCAGGCCCUACCUGGUAGAGCUGCUGGCUCGUCGAGCGGGGAAGCCCGACCCGGAGCCCAGCGAGCCGUCCAAGGAGGGCCAGGAGAGCAGUGAUCCCCAGCCACACUCGCCACCACCCCUCAAAGAAAGGAAGGGACACAAGAGAGACGAGGAGGAAGAGGUGGCGGAGAGGAAGCCCCCUCCCCCACCUCUGUCUGCCGCUCAGCAAGAGAAACCUUCCCAAACACCUGAGGCCGGGAGGAAAGAGAAGCCGAUGCUUCAGAGCAGGCACUCUUUAGAUGGUUCCAAACUUACGGAGAAAGUCGAAACCACACAGCCACUGUGGAUAACGUUAGCGCUGCAAAAACAAAAGGGAUUUCGGGAGCAGCAAGCGACGCGGGAGGAGAGGAAGCAAGCCAGGGAGGCCAAACAGGCAGAAAAACUCUCCAAAGAAAAUGUCAGUGUCAGCCUGCAACCUGCAAGCACCAGUGUCAGCAGAGCAGGUUCCCUGCACAAAUCCACCACUCCUCCUGACGAGAAGAAGCCGGAGACUGCGGUGUCCAGGCUUGAGCGCAGAGAACAGCUGAAAAAGGCCAAUACUCUUCCUACUUCUGUGACAGUGGAGAUCUCUGAUUCAGCUCCCACAGCACCGCUGGUGAAGGAAGUCACCAAGAGGUUCUCCACCCCAGACGCUGCUCCUGUGUCAACAGAACCAGCCUGGCUGGCUUUGGCCAAAAGGAAAGCAAAGGCCUGGAGCGACUGUCCACAGAUUAUUAAGUAA
Cynocephalus volans (Philippine flying lemur) is the source of this 3738-nucleotide messenger RNA. It is a transcript of the gene CRACD, whose product is annotated as capping protein inhibiting regulator of actin dynamics. Bases 1 to 3738 code for a protein of 1245 amino acids. Gene Ontology annotation, biological process: maintenance of gastrointestinal epithelium; negative regulation of barbed-end actin filament capping. The record is from RefSeq and is a predicted model, not a curated record. Lineage: Eukaryota; Metazoa; Chordata; Mammalia; Dermoptera; Cynocephalidae. The transcript is spliced from 10 exons.